UUAACCUUACUUUUUGUUGUUGAUAUUCAUACAUAUAACCUCGACACAGAUUUAAAAUAUUUUGAAAAAUUUUAACUAAAAUAAUGAGGGAGACUUCUGAGUUACGUGAUUUUUCAAUAUCAUCUUGGUUAGAAAAAUUUCAACAUGUUACAAUACAAACUAUUUUGGUCAAUAUACCAGAUCAUGUUAUUGAAACAAUUGUAAACAGUGAAACCGAUAACGAUCUAGAAGACGUAUUUCCUCCAGAGUGUCUAGAUGAGUUGAAAAAUGCCAUAAACACCCUUAAUAAUAAAGCUUUUAUUAAAAAUAAUUGGCAUGCACCAAUGGAUGCAAAGAUGUUUAGUUUUGGGAAUGAUUUGAAAGUUUCUAAUAUUGAUGAUAUCUUUUUAUUUUUACAAAUAUCUACCAUCCUUCAAGAAGACUUUUCUAAUGUAAAAGGUGUUCCAUUUUGUAUAGCCUUAAAAGAAUGGAAAAAUAUUCAUCCAGCAGCAGAAUUUCGAUGUAUUGUUAUAAAUAAUCUUUUACUGGGUAUUACUCCAAGAGAUUGGCCAACUUAUUAUAAUCAUUUUAAGGAAGAUGGCCAUGCAAUUAUUGAAAAAAUAUCUGAAUUUUAUAAUAAAAAUAUAAAGUCAAAAUUUGGAAGGGGCAGUUAUAUAUUUGAUGUUGUAUUACCAUAUCCGGGAUCCCCCUAUUUAUUGGAUUUUUCUCCAUUAAAUAGUAAAUCAAAUUUGUAUGCAUUUUCCUGGAAGGAAAUAAAACCUUUAUUAUCCAAGGAGCAAACUGAAGGUGUACCACCAGUUUUUAGAUAUUUAGAAUCUGACAUAGGAAUAAUGACCAGGGCAGAUGCUCUUUAUAAAAUAUCCCAAUGUCAAAACUGAUGUAAUAAUUUUCUAUUAUUAAACUGAUAGAUUGUGCAAAUCUAAUAUAUCUAUUGUUGAAAUAAAUAUUUUUUUGUAUAAAAUUAUAUGAAUAAACUAGAAAUAUUUUUUA
This is a messenger RNA of Aethina tumida (small hive beetle), 990 nucleotides long. RefSeq names its product cell division cycle protein 123 homolog. The coding region runs from base 84 to 878 and encodes 264 amino acids. The transcript has 5 exons. NCBI's taxonomy places the organism in Eukaryota, Metazoa, Arthropoda, Insecta, Coleoptera, Nitidulidae. Gene Ontology annotation, cellular component: cytoplasm. The record is from RefSeq and is a predicted model, not a curated record.